UUGUUUAAACCACAUUUGCUUGCACAUGCAGUUAUUUACCACAUAUUGUUGUAUAUGUUGCAUUUAAAAAAUCCUUAAAUUCAUCUAUUGCCUUUCGUUGGAUUUCCUAUCCGGUCGUUCGUAUCCCAUAAUGCAUUGUGUUCUCUCGAAGGAUCAUGGAUCAAGGCGAAAAUGAUCUUCUAGGAGGCGAUGGAUCAGGGAGUUUGAGUGACCUGGAUGUUCGCAGACAAAUUCCCAUUAAGCUGCUGUCGAAGCCGCCCUUAAGAAGCAAACCUCCGCCGCGCACCCAGAGACCCGGCGGCAGGCCCUGUAAAAGUAACUCUGGAGAGGAUGAUAAAUUUAGCUUCAAGCAAGAGGAGAGGUUUGAUUGUGGCACCAAAGCUGGAGAUGUAUUUGGGAGUCAGAGGAGAUAUCCCCAGCCACUAUUUUGGGAUUACAAGUUAAAUUUGAUCGGUGAAAGGGAUGAAGUUCCCAUUCACUUCUGUGACAAAUGUGGUCUCCCCAUUCAGCUGUACGGACGGAUGAUCCCCUGCAAACAUGUCUUCUGCUAUGACUGUGCUUUGCUACAUGAGAAGAAAGGAGAGAAGAUGUGCCCAGGGCUAAAUCUUUAUAACUGCACGGAUCCUGUUCAGCGCAUCGAGCAGUGCCAGCGAGGCUCCCUCUUCAUGUGCAGCGUUGUGCCGGGAUGCAAGCGCACCUACCUGUCCCAGCGUGACCUCCAGGCCCAUGUCAACCACCGGCACAUGAGAGCAGCCAAGUCCUCCGCCUCCCGCCAGGAUCCUCUACACCUGCCCCCAGUGCCCGAUGUCCCCGAGAGGUUCCGUGUGCCUCCACCUCAGAUUCCGAAAAGUCACGUUCACCUCCCCAGCCCGCUCCAGCACAGCAGCCACGACCCGUACAGCCAGCCACCACCACCAAACCCUCAUGAAGGCCCACCUCCACCUUCUGCUCUGGGGCCUGAGACAUUCCGCAUCUCCACGGUAACGACACGAAAACACAGCAAUCUCAUCACUGUGCCUAUCCAUGAUGACUCCUCCUCUCGGGAGCCCCUCUCUGCUGGUCCAGGCCCUGGUCAGCCCCCUCACCACCACCCUGGGGACUAUCCUGGCCAGCCUCCUGUAGUGACUCACUCCCAUCACAUGAUGGCGCCACCACAACAUAACUUUGGACCGCCUCCUCCCCCUCCUCCUCCUAUUAGUCACCCAAUGCAGCAUCCCUCUCAGGCCUCUGGAACCCCACACAUGGUGUACAGCCAGGCCCCUCCUCCCCCAAUGUCAGGAGCCCCGCCACCCAUCACCCCCCCACCAGGGCACAUCAUGGGUCAGAUACCCCCUUAUAUUAACCACCCACCCCCUGGACCUCCACCACAACACAGUGGACCUCCUGUUAAUGCCCCCCCACCACAUCACUAUAACCCCACCUCCAUGCAGCAGUUUCCUGAGGACCAGGGCACCCUUAGUCCCCCUUUCAGCCAGCCAGGAGGGCUUAGCCCCGGGAUGUGGCCUGCUCCGAGAGGACCACCACCUCCACGGAUGCAGGGUCCCCCUCCACAGGGUCAAAUGCCAGGGCCACACCACCCGGAUCAGGGCCGCUAUAGGCCAUACUAUCAGUAAGCUGCCAACUGCUUGUAUGGAUAACAGUCAGUGUCAUUCGAUUUUCAUACAGCUUGUCUAAGUAAUGUAGGACUUUGAUUUUGUUGAACCUGUCCCAAAUGUGCACAUUUGAGUUAAACCUCCUAUUGAACAUAUUAAAGACCUUGACAAAAGCAGGAAUUUCUUCUUUUUUAAUGACCUGUGGUAAAUAUCUGUAUAUAUGUCAACUGAUGUUGCAUACAUUUAAAGAUGUUAAAACAAUUCACAGUAAAUGUUUAAUGGUGGAUGAUUUCUCCUGUUUGUUUGAUUGUAAUUCCAUCGCCUGCUUCUGAACCAGUGCAACAUUUCAGAUAGAAUCUGUCCAUACUUGUUCACUUUGUAAUUAAAUUGAUUAUAAAAUGGA
Molecule: messenger RNA, 1995 nt
Organism: Girardinichthys multiradiatus
Lineage: Eukaryota; Metazoa; Chordata; Actinopteri; Cyprinodontiformes; Goodeidae
Gene: cbll1
Product: Cbl proto-oncogene-like 1, E3 ubiquitin protein ligase
Exons: 6
Coding region: 156-1613 (485 amino acids)
Biological process (GO): regulation of cell adhesion; protein ubiquitination
Molecular function (GO): ubiquitin protein ligase activity
Source: RefSeq, a predicted model, not a curated record